Molecule: messenger RNA, 8855 nt
Organism: Alligator mississippiensis (American alligator)
Lineage: Eukaryota; Metazoa; Chordata; Crocodylia; Alligatoridae
Gene: PLEKHG5
Product: pleckstrin homology and RhoGEF domain containing G5
Exons: 22
Coding region: 3434-6736 (1100 amino acids)
Biological process (GO): Rho protein signal transduction; endothelial cell migration
Cellular component (GO): axon; plasma membrane; endocytic vesicle
Molecular function (GO): guanyl-nucleotide exchange factor activity
Source: RefSeq, a predicted model, not a curated record
UCUUGCUACAGAAAAUGAAAAUUGUGUUUUCCCUCAGGCUCCAGCUGUCAUAUAAUCAUAGAAAGUUAGGGUUGGAAGGGACCUCAGGAGGUCAUCUAGUCCAACCCCCUGCUCAAAACAGGACCAUCUCAAACUAGAUCAUUCCAGAUAGGGCUUUGUCAAGAUGGGCCUUAAAAAACCUCCAAGGAAGGAGAUUCCACCAUAUCUGUAGGUAACCCAUUCCAGCGCUUCACCAUCCUCCAAGUGAGAAAGUUUUUCCUAAUAUCCAAUGUAAACUUCCCUUGCUACAACUUGAGACUGUUGCUCCUUGAUCUGUCAUCUGCCACUACUGAAAACAGCUUAGCUUCAUCCUCUUUGGACCCAGAACUAGACGUAGUUGAAGGCUGCUAUCAAAUCCCCUCUCAGUCUUCUUGUCUGCAGAAUAAAUAAACCCAGUUCCCUCAGCCUCUCUUCAUAAGACAUGUGCCUCAGCCCCUGAACCAUUUUUGUGGCUCUCUGCUGGACCCUCUCCAACUUGUCCACUUUCUUUCUAUAGGAGGGGGGGCCCAAAACUGGUCAUAGCAUUCCAGAUGUGGCCUAACCAGUGCAGUAUAGAACAGAAUCAUUACUUUCCUUGAUCUGCUGGCAGCACUUCUCCUAAUGCAGCCCAAUGUGCUGUUAGCCUUCUUGGCAACGAGGACACACUGUUGGCUCAUAUUCAGUUUACCAUCCACUGUAACCCCCAGGUCCUUUUCUGCAGAGCUGCUGCUUAGCCAGUCAGUCCCUAGGCUGUAACAGUGCAUGGGAUUCUUCUGUCCUAAGUGUAGGACUUUGUACUUGUCCUUGUUGAACUUCAUGAGAUUUCUUCUGGUCCAAUCUUCCAAUUUGUCUAGGUCACUCUGAAUCCUAGCCUUACCUUCCAGUGUAUCUACUACAUCCCCCAGCUCGGUGUCAUCUGCGAACUUGCUGAGGAUGCAUGCUAUGCCAUCUUCUAGAUUGUUAAUAAAGAUGUUGAGCAAAACUGGCCCCUGGAUCGACCCCUGGGGCACUCCACAUCAUACUGGCUGCCAACUAGACUUUGAGCCGUUGAUUACUACCCAUUGAGCCUGACAAUCCAGCCAGCUUUCUGUCCACCUUAAAAUCAAUUCAUCUAACCCAUACUCAGGGUUGAAUUAACAUAUAGGCACAUGCCUAGGGCCCUAAGUGAAGAACAAGUCCAGUUGUGCUUAUUUUACAUAUUAUAAUUAUGGAAUGAAAAAAGUAGGGGGCCAUGUCCUGCCCAUACUUCCUCAGCUUGCUUGCAAGAAUGCUGUGGGAGGUGGUAUCAAAAGCCUUGCUAAAGUCAAGGUAUAUUAUGUCCACUGCUUUCCUGGCAUCCACUAAGUCAGUUAUCUCAUCACAGAAGGCAGUCAGGUUGGUCAGGCAUGAGUUGCCCUUGGUGAAUCCACGUUGACUGUUCCUAAUAACUUUCUUCUCCAAGUGCUUAGAAAUGGGUUCUUUGCGGACCUGCUCCAUUAUUUUUCUGGGGACUAAGGUAAGGCUGAUCAAUCUGUAGUUCCCUAGAUCCUCGUUCUUUCCUUUCUUAAAGAUGAGCGCUAUAUUUGGCAUUUUCCAAUUGUCUGAGACCUCCCCCGAUCGCCAUGAGUUUUCAAAUAUAAUGGCCAGUGGCUCCACACUUCCCCAAGUGAGAGUAAAUGGUUUGUGUAUUCCCUGACCUUCCAGAUUGGUGCAUUGUGGGGACAGGGCUGGUACUAGGGAGCAUGGGGCAGAGCCAGUCACCUGGGGUUUGGGGCAGAGCUGGUGGCACCUACCUGUGCAGUGUCUGCUGUAGCCAGUACUGUCAUGGGGUGUCCUUGUCAUCCAUACAGGUGAAGUCUUGGCCUUUCUGUGCAGGGGAAGCAGGGCCACCUUUUCCUGUCUAGCAUGGGGUCAGGGCAAGCUGAGUUAUAAACCUUUGUUUAUAAAACAUGGAGCAGCAGCAUGGCAUCCCGGAGCAGUGGGUUGGAGCCAGCUGCCCAGUGACUGUGGCCCCAGUACCCAAGUGAUGGCCCCUUGUAGGCCAGAGAUAUGCCUGGCUGGGCUUUCCUGCAGCACUAGCAACAGGGUCCCCUGGGGCAGGAACUGGGUUCCCUGUUGGGGUUAGAGGUUCCUGAGCCCUGUGCUUCCUGCUGAGGAUUUGUUAUUCAUUCAGGGCCAACUGGUCUUGAGUAUCUGUUGCAGCAAUUCAGCGGUGAGUCAUAAACGGGGAGAGAACAGGCUAAUGGAUGUGUCUGGGCUCUGCUGAGGGCCAGAGCAGGAUCUCAGCUUCUUGCCUUGAUGGAGGGCUGCCUCUGCUCUGAAGGGCUGUCCUGUGAGUGGGACUGCCUCCAAACCUUAAAAACACACACACACAAACAUCAUCAUCAUCUAGCAAAAGCUUUUCUUCACAUACGUUAUAUCACAUUUAAAGCCCAUGCAUCUGUUACAAUAAAUGCACCCGUGGAUCAGCGCUCCCGCGCACCCGACCACAGCCCUUUCCCUAACCCAAUCACUCUUUUAGUCCUAGCCCCGAUUUUGGGGUUUACAUUCUCAGCUCAUUCACUGUCAUUGUCACUGUCACAGUUGCUAUCUGCUGUUGCUGUCCCCAAGUCUGCCGGAGCACAGCCUCACCAUGGCAAUGGUGAAGGUGGGGCUGGGCUGAGCAUGGUGGAACAAGCCAGAAGGCAUGUCCUUCCAAUGGGUUGUGUAAGUCUUUGCCUCAAAGUUGGGGGACAGGGACAGGAGAGGUUAACGCUGGUGAGGGCCAGCUGGGCAGGGUGUGAGGUCCUUCUGCUGCCCCAGCACUCCUGAGCGGGGCUGCUGCCUCCUGGCCAGGCACCUUGUACAGGAGCCUUACUGCCCUGCAUAGGGCAUGCUUAUUCCCUGGUUCAGCAAGCAGGAGCUGCCGCAGCUGCGGUUGGGCUCUGCUCCUCCCCACAGCUGCCACCCUCUGUUCAGCCAGGAUGACUCUUCCCCAGGAGCAGGUCCUGGCAUGCUGGGCAGGGAGGCUUCCCGGCAGCAGACACCACCAGCAGGGCCUGGGAGCUCCACAGCCCUACUUCUGUCUAAGUGGGGGCGGGCCCCAGGGGAGAGGUGGGGAUGAGGAAGAGGGUGGUGCAGGUCCCAGGUGGGGCAGACACCAUGCAUAGGGCUGCAAGGAGAACACUGCCUCUCCCUGUGCUUGCUGCUGCGUCCCUGCAACUUUGGGCUGUCCUGGGCUGCUUCAUUUCAUCACAAGGCAGCUUCCCUGUCCUUCCAGAGGUGUCAAUAGGGAACCUGGCAGGGGAAACAUCAUUAUCAGCUAAAGCGGUUUUCCUAGGAACAGGGGAUAACCACAUUUCUGACAGAGGUAUGCCAUCAUGCGGAGUGCCAACAGCUGAACCACCACAGUCCCCUGAGCCUGUGCGAAGCCUGUGACAGCAGGUUUCACAGCACCAUGCACUUUGAUGGACACAUACGCUUCGACCUGCCCCCGCAAGGUUCCAUUCUGGCCCGGAACGUGUCCACACGCUCAUGCCCUCCACGCACCAGCCCUGCCUCUGACGUGGAGGAAGAUGAUGAGGGGCUGAUGGAUGGGAAGGGAGACAAGAAGAGCUCGGCACUGAAGCUCCCCAAGAAGAAAGCCCGGCGGAGACACACGGAUUCUGCAGGGUGCAGGGAGCAUGAGCUGCAGCUGAAACAGCCUCAGAGCCAGCUGCACCCCAGCUGUACAGACAGGCCUAUACCUGAGAAUGGGUCGUGGAGCUCCAUGGAGCCAGGGGUUGCUGUACCUACAGGGGACUGCCAGGACCCCAGCAAAGAGUGCUUCACCCUCAAGUUCGACUUGAAUGUGGACAUUGAGACAGAGAUUGUCCCAGCCAUGAAGAAGAAAUCCCUGGGGGAGGUGCUGCUGCCAGUGUUCGAGAGGAAAGGCAUCGAGCAGAGCAAGGUGGACAUAUAUCUGGACCAGUCCAACACGCCUCUGUCACUCCACUUUGAAGCCUACCGCUUUGGGGGACACUACCUGCGAGUGAAAGCCAAACCUGGAGAUGAACUCAAGGUGGAGCAGGCUGUGAAAGAUUUCAGAUCCCUGAGCCUGCCCAUCCUGCGGUCCUCAGGUGCUGGCUCCACUGUCCUCUUCACUUCUGUGCCCGACCAGUUGGAGCAGCCACUCUUCCACCGGGAGAGCAUGGACAUCCUGGCACCAGGUCGACGGAGGAAGAAUAUGACUGAGUUCUUGGGGGACACAAGCAUCCCAGGGGCUGAGCCUGCACUGCAUGGCAGCAGCUCCCUGCCUAGCAGCAGCAGCGACACCUGGAAGAACCGUGCUGCCAGCCGCUUCAGUGGUUUCUUUGGCUCCGGUGCCAGCACUGGCCCAUCAGGACGGGAGAUCGACAAGAUGGAGCAGCUGGAGAGCAGGCUCCACAGCUACAGCAUCUUAGGACUCCCCAAGCCCCCACAGCAGCUCUACUUUGACAAGGACUCCUGGGAGGAGAAGGGUGAUGAUGCCAAUCUGUUCAUGGAGGACAGCUGGCAGGAGAUCAUUGAGGGCACAGAGGCCCUGACACGCCGGCAGUGCCACCAGCAGGAGGCCAUCUGGGAGCUGCUGCACACAGAGGCUACCUACAUCCGGAAACUGAAAGUGAUCACAGAUCUUUUCCUCUGCUGUCUGCUGAGCCUGCAGGACUUGGGGCUGCUGUGUGAGGUAGAAGCUGAGCGCCUGUUCAGCAACAUCCAGGAGAUCAUCCAGCUGCACUGUUCGCUGUGGGACAGUGUGAUGUUCCCUGUGCUGGAGAAGGCCCGUAGGACCAGGACACUGCUGGACCCUGUGGACUUCCUGAAAGGGUUCAAAGCGUUUGGCACUCUCUUCCAGCCCUACAUCCGAUACUGCAUGGAGGAGGAGGGCUGCAUGGAGUACAUGCGCAUGCUGCUGAGAGACAGCGACCUCUUCCGCGUCUACGUAACAUGGGCAGAGAAGCACAAGCAGUGCAACCGCCUGAAGCUCAGCGACAUGCUGGUGAAGCCGCACCAGCGCCUCACCAAGUACCCGCUCCUGCUUAAGUCAGUGCUGAAGAAGACAGAUGAUGCCUGCACCAGGGAUGCUAUCAUCACUAUGAUCACCUCAGUGGAGCAGUUCAUCAACCACGUGAACUCACGGAUGCGGCAGCGGCAGGAACAGCAGCGGCUGGCUGCCAUCAUCAGCCGCAUUGAUGCCUACGAGGUGGUGGAGAGCAGCACCGAUGAGGUGGACAAGCUCCUGAAGGAGUUCCUGCGCCUAGAUCUGACAGCCCCCAUCCCAGGUGCCUCCCCUGAGGAUACACGGCAGCUCCUCCUGGAGGGCAGCCUGAAGAUGAAGGAAGGUAAAGACAGCAAGAUGGAUGUCUACUGCUUCCUCUUCACGGACCUCUUCCUCAUCACUAAGCCAGUGAAGAAGGUUGAGCGCACCAAGGUUGUCCGGCAGCCUCUGCUGGUGGACAAGAUUGUCUGCCGGGAGCUCAAGGACCCUGGCUCCUUCCUCCUGAUCUAUCUCAAUGAGUUUCGGAGUGCUGUGGGUGCCUACACCUUCCAGGCCAGCGGGCAGUCCCUAUGCCGUGGAUGGACUGAUGCACUUUACAAUGCCCAGAAUUUGCUGCAGCAGCUGCGUGUCCAGGAGCACCAGCGCAGCCAGCGACAGCAGCUGCAGAGCCUGCAGGAGGAGGAGGACGGGGAGAGUGGGGCCUCGGCUGCCAGCUCGCCUACCAUCCUGCGCAAGAGCAGCAACAGUCUUGACUCCCAGCAGUGCCCCUCUGAUAGCUCCACAGAGACCAUCUCGGUGGUGGUGGUGGAUGCCAGUGGGGAGCUCUCCUCCCCAGACUUCGAGGUGGAGCCAUUCAGCUCACCAUCAGAUGAGACCUCCAUAAGUACCACCGCUUCAUCUACCACGCCCACCCGGGAGCUCCUCAAUGGGAGUGGGGAGCCUGCCAGUGCCCUCCCCAUCCCUGGCACCCACAGCAGCCUGGCACUGGAGACCGGCAGCACCUGGUCAGCAUCCAUGGAUAGUGCCUAUGGCACCUUGUCGCCUGCCUCCCUGCAGGAGUUGGGGGAGGUGCAGCCACCAGGGCCAGCAGGGGAAGACUCACAGCGCAUCUCGCCCAAGCUGCGCCGCCGGACACCCGUGCAGCUCCUGCCCUGCCGUGCCCGUGUGCUCAAAUCCAAGUCAGAGGCCAGCCUCUUGCAGCUCUUUGCAGCCUCCCCAUUUGGCCCAGAGGCCUCCCUCACCCAGAGCAAGAGCCUCUCCGACCUGUGCGCAACUCCAUCUUCAUCUCCAGGGCGAGUGGUGUUCCUGGCUGGCUCGGUUGUGGGGGUCCCAGCCAGCUGCCCGAGGACUAGUGGGUUGGGUGGCAAAUGCAUUGGAGCCCCACUGGACAGCAGCAACCUGCAGGGCAGCCGGGCAAGUGGCCUGAGUGCCUGCAGCAGCAGCAGCGGUGGCAGCUCUGCCUCAGAGCUCUCGGAGCCUGAGGAGCCUGUGUUCCACCAGGGUCUUGCCUGCUCUGCAGGGAGCCCUGCAGGAACACCCCCAACUGAGCCUCUGGUCACUGAUGUCCCCUGCCGGGCACUCAGCACCUCCCUGACAGAGUGUUGCCCAGAAGAGCUGCCCACUGCCCGCCGGACACUCUCAGACCCACAGGCGGCCCAGCACCGCAAGCUGACGUUGGCGCAACUCCACAGGCUCCGGACCACACUGCUUCUGAACUCCACGCUGACUGCCUCGGAGGUCUGAGCCAAUGGGAGGAGCGUGACGCCAGCACCACCUGUUCCACCUCUCCAUGACGAUGUAGCAUCAUGCCCAAGGUGGCGGGAGCUCUAGCUGGCCUCUGCCCUGUCUACAUGUGUGCAUGCAUGUGCCUGCACAUGGUGAGCAGGGACCAGGCUGCAUGGGUGUGCAUGCACGCAGAUGCACAUGCACCAGGUGUAUGUGCCAGGAUGGCAUGAGUGCAUGUGCACACCCAGGGCGGGCUUGUACUGGGAGCAUGUACACAUAGGAACAGUGAGCCAGUGGAGCUGUGACUGAGUGCCUCUCGAAGGAGGAUGCCUGGGCAGGGCAGGUGGCCUCCCCAGGACUCCAGCCAGCUCGAAACUUCUUCCUUGCACUUGGCAUCAUCAGGAGCUGCCUGCCCCUUUCUGAACUGUGGGGUAGGCAUCAGGCAGAGGGUGUAACUUACCUGCCCCGCUGCUUUGCAUGGAACAAUUACCAGCCAGACAUAGGACAGCCUUGCCCACUGGGCCACCUCCGUGGAUGUAGCUAGGAGAGACACAAGUGAAACACUGCGUGCAGAACAGGCACACAGAGGCUGGGCAGAGCCCUGCCCAGACCCUGUGAUAGGAGGGCCCUGCUGAGCUCUGAGUCACACCCUUGCCAUCAGUGCCUCUUGUCCUGGGCUCUGCGAUGCUCGAUGGCAGGUUAUUCACAUGCUAGCUUCCUGCAGUGGGGACAAGGCUGCCCAGGUACCACUCACCUCAUCCUGGCAGGACACAGCAGGCCCAGCAGCCGCCCCACAGCUUGUGAUCCUGCCCAGCUGGGACCCAGGGCAGCUGAUCAUUUGCCCCUUGCUCUCCAGAGUCAAGCUGGGGGUACUGGGCCCAGUGCACUUUACCUGCUUUUCCUGCAGAGGGGCUGACCCCAUAAAAGUGGGGGAAGGCAGUUUGGCUGACCUCAGGGCUCCCAAGUGAUCUCCCCUGGGGGACAGGGAGCACAUGUAAGUGUUUCCUGGCAGGAGGAGCUAUCCUGAAACUGCAACCUCGCUAUAAUGACCACAGUGGUCCAAGGUGUGUGUCUAACAUGCCAACAGGAGCCUAGAGCCAAAGCCAGGGUGACCAUAAGAGCCCCCAGAGCCCAGGCAGCUCCUGCUCCAUCACCCCUAACCAGUCUGCUUGGUCCUGGAUAGCCUCCCCAGUGUUUUACCUCCGUGGGCACCAUGCACCCUGCUAUGUAUUCCUUUUGGGACACUGGGUGGGAUAUAUUGGACAUCAGCUCUAUGGAGAUACCCUUGAGAUACAGGGAAGGGAUCAGUAUGUUGGCAGUGGGUGCAGAGGGCAGAGGGCUGUGGUGGGCAGGCCCUGGGCUGGCAAGCACAGUGCUGCAUGCACGCACCCAUGAUGACCAGGUGCCUCUUAAGGCCACAGUGGGCAGGAAGGUGGCAGGCUUUAACUGCUGGCAGUGUUGGGCCACGAGGGCAGCAGAGUGUGGCUGGGAAUGCAGGCACCAUCGGUGCCCCAGAGAAAAGAGAAGACUGAGGAGCAGGGGGCUGCUGCUUGCCCAGACCUGGCUCAGCUGGGAGUGGGGCAUGCUCCUUGCUCGUUGCUGCAGCUUCAUUUGCUGGGGUGAGGCUGGGGGCUCACACACUCUUGAGGGAGCCAGUGACUGUGGGGGAGACCAGCCACUCCUCUUCUAACAGGCACAUCCCACUGACAGUGGGACAGGCUGCUGAAAAGAGGUGCCUGGGGAAUGGCUGGAUGGAGCAGCAUGGGAGCAGGACUGACAGACAUGGCCCCUGUGGCCUGGCUCCCAUGGGGGUGCUGAUGAGGGAGAGAGCAGGGUGUGCCUGGCAGGAAGCCCUAGGCCAUGUUCCUGAGCUGCAUACUUAUUCAUCUUGGAGUGGGUUUUCCAGAGCUGUGUCAUAGCAGUGGGGGAUGUGGGGCCUGGCCACUCCCUCUGUGCUCCUUGGGCCAGGGCCAGGGAGGAGUGAGGGUGGAGGGGCCAGGGAGUGUGGUGCUCUGGGUUUUCAGAGCUGUCCGGUAUUGUCGUCUAACACUAACCUCUUCAGUGCACCUACUCCCUGCUGCACAUCCCACUUACGCAGUAUUUAACAGGUGAAGCAUUAAACAUAGCUGAGCGCACA